Molecule: messenger RNA, 2001 nt
Organism: Fusarium vanettenii 77-13-4
Lineage: Eukaryota; Fungi; Ascomycota; Sordariomycetes; Hypocreales; Nectriaceae
Exons: 7
Coding region: 1-2001 (666 amino acids)
Molecular function (GO): zinc ion binding; nucleic acid binding
Source: RefSeq, a predicted model, not a curated record
AUGCCUGACUCGGCCCCAGGCCAGACACGGCCAGAUGAGGCUCGCUGCUAUAACUGCGGCACCUCGGGCCAUUGGGCUAUCGCAUGUCCAGAGCCUACUCGAGAAACUCCAGCAGGUCUCGCAGCUUGGAGGAAUGCCAAUACUUCGGGUCAAGGGGGCCACAAGGAGCAGCAUGGAGGUUCGAAAAAGUCCAAGGGACCCAUCAUCACCAAUUGUGACCAGAUACGGGCCUCCCCCAGGCUAUGGUCCUCCGCCUGCGCCUUACCCCGGAGCUCCCUCCUAUCCUCCCCAGUACCCUCCAUAUGGAUCUGCGGCUCCUGGUUAUACGCCCGGCUACGCACCUCCAGCCGCCGGGGCCACCACCCUCAUCAUACUCACGGCCAUAUGGUCCUCCACCAACUCCCCGUCAGGAUCAUGCGCCCUACAGCUCGCACCCACCAUAUCAGUCAUAUCCUCCGCCUACGCCCCCGCCAUACGGACAGCAUGCGCCUCCGUACCCCCCUCCCUUUCCUCCUCACAGCCCAUCUCCAGGACCACCUCCCACACCACAGCCCAGCCGAGCAUCGGGAUCACCACCUAUACCACGCCCAAGCACAGUCUCAACGCUUCCCUUGCCACCAUCUCUACCUCCCAAGCCAUCCCUCCCUCCGAAACCACCUCAACCUGGUCGUCGCCGUGAUUUUCCUGACCACUCUCCGGCAACCGGAGCAGAAACCUCACGAAAAUCACCAAAAACCUGAAACAAAAGCUCCAAGUCUUCCGAAACCAAUCCCAUCACCGAAACAGGAGCAAAUAGCACAACCCGCCCCUAAACAAGAAUCGAGCACACCCAUUGAAAAGGUUGAAACGAAAAGGCCUGACACCGAGGUCUCGAAACCUGUUCCACCACAAGUACCUGAUACGACGCCCAAUAAUGCCACUGACGCAGAUGACCUGGAAUGGGAUGAGAAGACAGUCUUCAAGGAGCUAGAAACGGCACAUCCACCAGAUGAAGUGGGCAAGCCUCUGCCUGCAGAGUACAAUGACGAGGUGCUUCUUCCUAGAAAGUGGGAUGCAAAAUGCAUCGAAUCGAACUAUGUCAAGGCUGACAAUAUCGAGGAGUAUGUCAAGCCGAUACAUGAAACGCCGUAUUGGUCAUCGAUCGAAUUCGACCCAGCAUUUGUGCGAGAUGGCAAGCUCCCCAGCGGAGAAGCGGUAUCUAAGCUCCCAGCUGAGUUUCCGACCAAGGGCUCCGAAGCAGUGCGGAGUGAAAGCUCCGAGAGUGGGGAGGUCCAUGAGCAACGCUCCAAACGUGGCCAUUCUAGUGACAAUGACCGUGCCGAGCGACCUCUCAAGAGACAGAGAUCCCAGAGUGCUUCUAACCCCAGCCGCAGAGGAUCAAACGACGGGGAUUCCAGUCGGUGGGACAGGCAGGGGGUCAAGCGCAGAUCACGUCGGGACAGUUCCGGACAUCGGGGAACGGAGGCUCGUGGACAGGAUCGACGAUCUCCCGAAAGAACAAUAUCUUACCAUCGAGAUCGGAGUCGAGAAGAUCGCAGCAGGGGUCGAAGCAGAGAUCGUAGCAGAGGUCGAAGCAGAGACCGCAGCCGUGGUCGCAGUCGAACACGCACUCAUACUCCAGCCUCGCGGUCAGUAUCCAACGCCUCAUCCGGGUUGGACUCGUUGGAAGCCGAGCUACUGGGGCGAGAUACCAAGGCCAAGACUCCUGAGGAAACACCGAAACGAAAGCCAUCUGGGAGUAACAAGCCCAAGCGUCGCCAAACGAAGCUCGACUCUGCAUACAGGCCAUAUCUAGCCAUACACGUUCUCGCCCUCACCUUCUACUCGAAUGGUAUCAUGUUCCUUUUUUGUUCUUCCUCCACGGGACCGCAGCUCUGUUGCGUGACCCUAGGCCAGGCACUGCUCCCUCACGUUUCCUUUUCUCUUCCCACUCGUCAGCUAGGGUCUAAAGCUUUUCCGGAACGGCGCUCUGGUAUUGGUUUACAUUUAACGAUUUCAUGA